AUGACAGCACCUGUGAGUGCAUAUGCUCAACGAAUGAUUCGUUUGAGUCAACGAAUCUUUACUGAAUAUCCUAAAAUAGUAUUUUCAAAAAAGGAACAUCAAGAACAACAUGAAAAAUUUCUUCGUUUUCUUGACGAUCGUCCACAUACAUCAGGUGUACUUGUUUCAAUGAAUUAUUAUCCACGUUAUGGAGAAAUGUAUCAUUUAAUGGAAGGUUUACGUGAACACGGUCUUUUUAGAAAUGAACAUCGUGAUUUUCAAGAAGAAGUUGUUCGACUACGUGUUCUUCGUGGUAAACAACGUAAAAAUAUACGUCUGCUAUUUCCAAAACGUAUGCCCGAACUUGCACCAUGUUGUAAACAAUCAUCUAAAAAAUGA
Messenger RNA from Rotaria sp. Silwood1, 378 nucleotides. NCBI's taxonomy places the organism in Eukaryota, Metazoa, Rotifera, Eurotatoria, Philodinida, Philodinidae. The record is from the annotation of a GenBank genome assembly.